Messenger RNA from Opisthocomus hoazin, 834 nucleotides. It is a transcript of the gene KLF13, whose product is annotated as KLF transcription factor 13. Lineage: Eukaryota; Metazoa; Chordata; Aves; Opisthocomiformes; Opisthocomidae. The record is from RefSeq and is a predicted model, not a curated record. Gene Ontology annotation, biological process: regulation of transcription by RNA polymerase II. Gene Ontology annotation, molecular function: RNA polymerase II cis-regulatory region sequence-specific DNA binding; DNA-binding transcription factor activity, RNA polymerase II-specific.
AUGGCAACAGCAGCGUAUGUGGAUCAUUUCGCAGCAGAGUGCCUUGUUUCUAUGUCCAGUCGUGCUAUUAUCCAUAGUCGCAAAGGGGAGCCCGGUCUCCAACCUGAUGCAGCAAUAGCUGCUUCUUCAAACGGAGAAGAGAAGCGGGAAGUCAGAGAAACCGGGAAAGACAAUGGAUCAUCGUUACUUGUGGUAGCUAGUAUUUUAGCAGAUCUGAACCAGCAUGUCCCAAACUCACCCACUCUAAGGAUGGAAAAAACAGAGACCUUUGAUAUCACAGAACAAAUACACAUUUCCGUUGCUCCUAAGGAGUUUGGGGAAGAAAGUGUGUCUUUGGCUGGUAAGCGUGGAGGAGGAAGAGCAGCCACACCUACUAGUCUGGCUGCAGUAACUGAGCCAAGCCCCAGACAAAAGAACAAACGCACGAGAAGCUGGACUGACCCUGGAUCACCCCAGAAAAAGCACAAAUGCCACUAUGUGGGGUGUGAAAAAGUUUAUGGCAAAUCUUCCCAUCUUAAAGCUCAUCUAAGGACCCACACAGGUGAACGGCCGUUUGAAUGCAGCUGGCAAGGGUGUAACAAGAAGUUUGCUCGCUCCGAUGAGCUGGCCCGCCACUACCGUACUCACACUGGAGAAAAGAAGUUCAGCUGUCCUCUCUGUGAGAAACGCUUCAUGCGCAGCGACCAUCUGACAAAGCAUGCCCGUCGCCAUGCCAAUUUCCACCCAAGCAUGCUCAAGAGGCGAAGUGGAAGCAGCUCAAGAACAGGGUCUGUCAGUGACUACAGCCGCUCAGAUGCCUCAAGUCCAACGAUUAGUCCUGCCAGCUCCCCAUAG